This is a messenger RNA of Euleptes europaea (tarantolino), 1309 nucleotides long. RefSeq names its product beta-1,4-galactosyltransferase 2 (gene B4GALT2). Bases 46 to 1161 code for a protein of 371 amino acids. The transcript has 6 exons. Lineage: Eukaryota; Metazoa; Chordata; Lepidosauria; Squamata; Sphaerodactylidae. Gene Ontology annotation, molecular function: glycosyltransferase activity. Gene Ontology annotation, biological process: carbohydrate metabolic process. The record is from RefSeq and is a predicted model, not a curated record.
CCUAUGCUGUACCCCCCCUGAUGCUGGCCAGCCUGUGCCCAGAAGAUGAGCAGAUUGCUGGUGGGGGUGACCCUGGAGAGGAUCUGCAAAGCUGUACUGCUCCUGUGUCUGCUGCACUUCCUCAUCAUCAUGAUCCUCUACUUUGAUGUCUAUGCCCAGCGCCUGGACUUUUUCAGUCGCUUCAAUGUGCGCAACGCCUCCCGCACUUUGCCGUAUGUCAAUAUCUCUCGGCCCAACAGCACUGCCGGGCCUCUGGGCCCUGAGCUCCCAGCCCCCAGUGCCAAGUCUGUCAGCAGCAACAGCACCAUCACCGAGAAGCCCUUACCACCCUGCCCGGAGAUGCCUCCUGGCCUAGUGGGCCGGCUCCUGAUUGAGUUCAGCUCUCCCAUGAGCAUGGAGCGGGUGCAGCGGGAGAACCCAGAUGUGCAAGAGGGCGGCAAAUACUCACCCCCAGACUGUGUGCCUCGCCAGAAGGUGGCCAUCCUCAUCCCCUUCAGGCACCGUGAGCACCACCUCAAGUACUGGCUGCACUACCUGCACCCCAUUCUUCGACGGCAGAAGGUGUCCUAUGGCAUCUACAUCAUUAACCAGUUUGGUGAAGACACGUUCAACCGAGCCAAACUGUUGAAUGUAGGCUUCUUGGAAGCCUUGCGAGAUGAUGAGAGCUAUGAUUGCUUCAUCUUCAGCGAUGUUGAUCUUGUGCCCAUGGAUGAUCGGAAUCUGUAUCGUUGUUAUGAGCAGCCUCGGCACUUUGCUGUUGCCAUGGAUAAGUUUGGUUUCCGGCUGCCAUACUCAGGCUACUUUGGAGGCGUCUCUGGCCUGAGCAAGACACAGUUUCUGAAGAUCAAUGGCUUCCCUAACGAGUACUGGGGCUGGGGUGGGGAAGAUGACGACAUCUUUAACCGGAUCUCGCUUAAUGGCAUGAAAGUGUCACGUCCUGAUGCCCGCAUUGGGCGCUAUCGCAUGAUCAAGCAUGAGCGUGACCGGCACAAUGAGCCCAAUCCCCAGCGGUUCACGAAGAUCCAGAAUACCAAGGUGACCAUGAAACGUGAUGGCAUCGGCUCACUGCAGUAUCACCUGGUGGAGGUGUCUAGCCAUCCCAUGUACACCAAUGUAACUGUGGAGAUUGGACGUCCACCACCACGCCCCCCUAGGGGUUGACUCUUUGCUGCCUGGCCCUACCCAUGGCCCCAUGCAUGAGGAGCUGUGUGGAUCCCAGCCCUGACUGGUUCAGAGGACUGUGUCCUGGCUCGUAGGACCUGCCUGCCUCCUUCGUGGGGAUGGGGAAAGGCCCAUGUGACAUCUUUGC